Molecule: messenger RNA, 1167 nt
Organism: Parasteatoda tepidariorum (common house spider)
Lineage: Eukaryota; Metazoa; Arthropoda; Arachnida; Araneae; Theridiidae
Product: acireductone dioxygenase
Molecular function (GO): acireductone dioxygenase [iron(II)-requiring] activity
Source: RefSeq, a predicted model, not a curated record
AACAGAAUCUUACCAAGUAAACAAUUUUGUUAUGAUUGCGUAAUUUUUGAAAUGUAUAUCACGUUCUUGCAGCCUGAUUUUUAUCAAUAAAUUAUGAUAACAGAUAAAAUUGUGCCUCAUCCUCUACGUUUGUAGGUUUCUGUCGAAACGGUUAAAAUUUCUCUUGAUUUUGAAUCUUAACAAAACCAAAACUUACGUCUGUCUUUCCAAAAUGCCACAAGCUUGGUACAUAGACGAUGCAAAAACAGACCCUCAAAGUGAACACCACUUAAAUCCUCCUCAGUUUAUUGAGAUUGAGAGACUUUAUUCUUUAUGCGGUGUUGAACACUGGAAAGUUGAUGUUGAUAGUCUUCAAUGCGAUGAGGAAUUCAAAAAGGUUCGUAAAGAUCGGGGUUACGAUUGGGACGACCAAGUCGAAGUUUCUCGUGGUACCCUGCCAAAUUAUGAUGCUACAAUUAAAAAGUUUUACACCGAGCAUUUGCAUGAAGACGAAGAAAUUAGAUUGUUUUUGGCUGGCAGUGGCUAUUUUGAUGUGAGAGAUAAAAAUGAUAAAUGGAUCCGUAUCAAGGCCGAAAAAGGUGAUCUCUUAGUUUUGCCUGCAGGUAUCUAUCACAGAUUUACUACUGAUGCUACAAAUUAUGCCAAAGUAAUGAGAUUGUUUUGUGGAAAUCCUGUUUGGACGGCUAUUGACCGUCCUGCUGAUGAUAAUCCAUCUCGAUUGAAGUAUUUAAAAACAAUUUCUGCCAUGAAUUAAUUGAAAAGUUUUUUUUUUACAAAAUCUGUCAUAGAUUCAUCACUAAUACUACAAGUUAUGCAAAAGUUAUAAGAUUAUUUUGUGGAGCUAUUCCACCUUCUGUUAAUAAUAAUCCAUCUCAAUUAAAAUGUUUAAAAACAAUUUCUGCCAUCAGUCAAUUGAAAAAGUUUUUACAAAAUCUGCAAUAAGAUUCCUGUUUUUGAAAAAGGAAUUUUUUAGCCUGUUAUAAUAAAAGAAAUAUAUUUUUACAUGUUCAGAAAGUUGUUAAUUUUUUACCUAAUAAGAUAUUUUUGUCUUAUUUUUACAAUGCUACAGAAAAGUUGAUGUUUCUGUUAAAAAAAUAUAACUAUUUUUGUAUUAGUCUCCUUCCCUGUUGUUCAAAAAUACAUUAAAGGCAUUAACCUUACUAUAAA